AUGCUUCGAAUUGUUGCAAAAUCUGGUAUUACAUCCAACUUUUUAAAAUUUCUUAUUCGUCUACCCGAUGAUAUACUUAAUGAGGCACUACAGGGCGAAUUAAGAGAAAAAUUUAAGCAUUGUCUUGACAACAAAAACAACUGCCACAUGCAGGAGGAACUAUAUUUAUCAUUAUUAUGUCGCAAAGAUCAACACUUGCUGUUCGACAUUAUGGAAUAUUUAAAAGAAACACAAUGGCAAUAUUUUCAAAAACCUUUGGGUAGUAAAGAAUUUAUACUCUAUCAUGCAUUGAAAACAAAAAUUCAUUUUAUCUAUCCAAUGAUCAAGGAGCUGAACGUGUUUAAUGAUAUUACAGAUGGAACAUUAAGAAAUAAUUUAAUUAUUUUAAAACUGGUACAUGAAUUUUCCACAAAUGUUUCACGCAGUCUAAAUCAAUUGCCUCAUUUGGAUGCCAUAUUAGAGUCGAUGGAUAUGGAAAAUGUGUCUGAAGAAUUAUUACCCGUUUAUACACUCUUCUAUAAAGAUUUUAAACGUUUAUCGAUAUUAUUGCACUAUGUGAGCACAUUUCCAGAAUCAAUUACAGCCAACAUAAACGUUGAAGAGAUAUUGGAUUCCACAAACAUUUUGGCCAUAAUGAAUAAACACAAAUUACUAAACUCGUACGAGGAAGCUAAGGACUUCUUGGAAUCGUAUUAUACAUGGCAACAAAAUUUAGCAUUGUUAUCCCUAAAAGAAAACGAGACAGAUACAUUAUGCUGUUAUUAUAUUUUAUCAACUGUCUGUGAUAUCAUUACCACAACCACCAUAGAAAUGGAUGAAUACUAUUCAUCCAAACUACGAAUCCUCAAUUCUCUUUUACGCCAACUCAAAAACUUUGAAUUGCUUUGUCAAGUCAUGGAGGAUAUACUAAAAUGCAUCUAUCUCAGAUGGGAACAUUUUCGCAGGGAUGACAAACAAAGUAGGUUUCAUAAAAAGUCAUCCGGUUCCUCAUACACUGAUGAUGACAUUAUCCAAGAUUCAUCCACGAAAUCUUCUAAAGGAAAUGAUGCCAAGGCGAAUUUGAAAAGUAUGAAAACUGGUUUUAUAUGUCGCUCUAAAUCAUUUACAAGUCUAUGCAAUUUCUUGAAGUUAUAUAUUACCAAAAAACUUCAUUCGGCCGAAUACAAACUGUCUGCACUGGAAAUCAAAUGUCGUUUUUCAAAUGUACUGGACACAAUAACGGAUUUACUGUGGAAAUAUGAAUUUUUCGAAAAAAUGGAACGGUCACAAGAUCAAAGUUUGGCCAAUGACACCUACGUACAGUUUGAGGGAGAUAAUUUGAUGCGACUUGUACAUUUUCAUGUGGACAAUAUGAAUCGGAUAUCGAGUGAUGAUGAAGAUAUUAAUUUGAUCAAUGAAUAUACAUUGUCACGUCGUAAAUCGAUCAAAAAGAGACGUCGUGCAACAUUUAGUGGUAACACGGUAGUUCCAUCGGCGAAAGGAUCUGGCGAAGAUAAGACAUUACUACAACAUCGUUUACGUGCCAGUAUUUUAUCGAAUUCUGUGAAAAUAUUGCCGACAUUGGAUGUAGCUGAGGAAAAGAGUGUAGUGCCAAAGCUGUUAAGUUCCUCCGAACGAUUGGCAAUUUUGGCAUUGUCAUUUCGUCAAUUCCACGAAGCGAAACAAAUUAUUGAGAAUUUCAAUUUACACGAUACUCAAUUAAAUGCCGAAUUACAACAUAUGGAACAACAAAUUCAAGUUAAACAAAAACUAACAGCAAUUUACGAUAACUAUCAGCAGCAGGAGAAGGAAACACGCAAUACCAUUGAGCCGAUGCCAACUGUAGAGCUUAUACGCAAUGUUGCUGCAAAGGGUUUUGAAAUAUCUAAAAUUAUCAGUAUUAUUGAUAAUUUUGCACAAAUGCAACGUAUCAAACAGUCUGAAACGAUUAAGGACCUAAUAAAGAAACACAAACAAAAUCCGCAAUAUCGAUUUCUUUCACAAUUCGAGGAGGGCAAUUUAAAUGCUGUCAUUAUUUGUGAUUUGAUAUUGAGUAUGCCAUUUAAUCGUGAUAUAACUACUAGCAUUCUAAUGGUUAUUAAACGCCAUCAAGCCAUACAGUCACAUUUUAAUGAAAUCGAAACAAUGGUCGAAAAACUACAAUUACCCUCCAAUAUUGGUCCAUUGCAUUUUCUGGAGAACAUUGCCGAUUGUAUGCGAGUGCAAAGUGAUAAAACCAUAAAGGAUCUUUUGUGUGACAACAUAUAUUCCCUAAAACCUCAAAAACUGUCUAGGGAAAUGGCAAAGGAGCAAAUAUUCCAUGAAGUGUUCCACAAGAGGUCCAAGGAUCUAGGUCGUUGCGAAGACUUAAAAUCGCUAAUGCCUCAAUUUGCUGCCUUAAAAUCGAAAUAUAAUUAUUAUCAACGUUUCUGUAAUUAUGUGCAGCAUCUUACAACGUUGGUACAUCUACGUGAUUCCAAUUGUGAAUAUCACAUUGAGCAAUUGUUAAAAAUAGAUGUCUGUGAUGUGAUAGGUGAAUUGAUAUUUAUGCGAAAUAUGACACCACUGGAGAUUGAAGCCAAUGUAACGGCAUUAAAUUUGAAUUUAGUUCAUGUUAUUGCAUUGAAUAUAUGUCCGGAAAUAUUGGGUAAAAGUUCGGCCCAGAAACGUUCUAUACCACCACAAAAGGAAUCGACUAUACUCAAUUAUAUUGCCAAUUGUAAUCGUUUAUUGGUUUUCCUGUUACAAGGUAUCAUCAGUAAUGGAGAACAUUUUGGCAACGAAUCGGUUGCAGGGGUCAAUGAAAUACAUUCGGGAUUUUUAGGAAGGCUAAUAAAUAUGCCGGAAAUAGCUAAGCUGUCAUCAUUGUAUGGUGGGAAUAAAGUAAUCUCGGCACUUCGAAGUGAUCAUGUUAGUAUCAAAUUAUUGGAUGAAAUUAAAUCGAAGAGAAAACAAUUGGAGUUGUUGCAAUUAGAAAUGGGUAUACAAGAAUCUCGACCAUUAAAAUUGAAACGCAUGGACUGCCUUAUUGUAGACCUAAUACGCGAGGAUCCUAAAAACAUUUAUUUGUCUUCCAAAAUCCAUGACAUAGCCAUACGUGCCAAACUUAUCUAUGAGAAUUUUACUAAAAUCGCCACAAUACGUUUAGCCAAAGAAAUAAUUGAGACUACACUACACCAUCGAUAUGCCGCCAAGAGAAUACCACAAGAACUACGAGAACAACUCGAAGUAACUUUAGCCGAUAUAACAGUAUAUGCUCAGGUCUCCGAUGUGUUACUAUUUGAAUCCUGGCCUCAGGCAUAUGAUUUUGGUUUGAGAACUCCUACGACGAUUUUUGAACGCUUGUUACAAUUGCGUUUAUAUAAACUUUGCUACAAAUGGUGUAAAGUGGUUAAACUAGACCAAUUUGUGCCGCAGCGUAAACAAUUUCUAAACAUUCUGCUUGAUGCCCUAUUGAAUUUGGUCGACGAAGAUCAAAUGGAUAAUUUCGAAUUAAACGAUUAUGAAUACUUACUACAAAUAUUGGAAACAUUCUUUCCACCAGAUGAUUGCAAAAGUUUUCUUAACUUAAACAAGGACAAAUUGCGCUGUAUGGUUUUGUUAAAAUUUGCUAUUGAAUAUUUGGAACGAUCAGCUCCAGUGGAGGAGAAAAGUUAUUUUCAAAAUUAUAAAAUUUCAAUAAUGAUAUUUGAACAACUACCACCAUGCCUACGUAAACUUUGUUGGAGCCUCCUAAAGUAUCCACUGUUAAUUGUCGAACAAUUGAUUAUGAAUGCUAAAUUUGAGAUACUAACAAAGGUUUUAACCUCCGUCCGGCAGGAGUUAACGAGAAAAGAUAGUGAAUACAAGAAGUUGUGUUCAUUUUGUUACGACAAGAAUGGUAAUGUUUAUAAUAUGCAAGUUAAUGCUCCGAACACUCCACACAAAGUUCGCUUCCAGUUGGGCUCCCACGAGUCGUCAAAUGUAUCCGCCUUUAUUUUACUCAAUUUUAAUCUCUAUCAAAAGGAUCAUUUCAUAACAAAUGAUUGUAUUGAUUUGCUGUUGCGGAUAUACGCUACAAAAGCCUUGGACUAUCAAAUCUCGGAUACAAAUUCAACAUCGGAACCCUGUUCACAGAGUACAUGUGAUAUGCAACAAUCUUUGGAUUCGUUAUGCGGUGCCUUUCAAAUGCCGUCUCAGGCCCCGACUCGUGGCGAAUGGAUACGCGACGAGGAUGCUACACAUUGUAUGUGUUGUCGACGUUCCGCAUUUUCUAUGUUAAUUCGUAGACAUCAUUGUCGCCGUUGUGGUCGUGUUGUAUGUUACUCGUGUUCCACUCAUCGUAUGCGUAUUCCCGAACUCUACGAAGAUGUUGAGGUUCGAAUUUGUAAUGAUUGCCAACGUUUGUGUGAGGACAUCAGUCAACGUAAGGCAAAUCGUGAUAGUCAAAUUGAAGAUUCACAAAAUGUUGCAGAACAGCGUGUGCGCCGCAAACCAGAUGAGCGCUUCAAAUGGAAGCUAAGUGGUAAUAUCACACAUGACAAGGUAUUGCGGGAGGAAUUUUGUUAUGAACAUGCUCCCAGUGUGGCGUUAUGUCUAUCGAUAUUGGAAUAUCAUUUGGAUAAGCAGAAGUGUGUAGAUUUGCUAUUAUUCCAUUGCCGAAAAUUGGAAAAGUUAAUGAUACCUAAUCCGGAAGUUGAUUAUGAAUUGGUGGCAAAAAUGAUGAAUUGCUUGGCUUUGGCUGCAAAGGUUCGUGGAGCAUCUGCUGAAUUCGAAACGAUUCGUGAACAUUCCGAAAUAAUAAUAUCAGUGGUGCAGAAUGGUUGUGAGUCUCUAAUACCACCCGAUCCACUUAAUAAUCAUGGUUUACGCAAACUUGCCGACUCAUUGGUGCAGGCUGAACGAUGGGAUUUGGCUUUGGAGGUGCAUUUAAAAUGUGGUCUAUCUACGGCUGGAGUUAUGGCAGCACAUGGCCUUUCAUGUAUACGUGCUGGGUGUUUUGAUACUGCCCGUGAGAAAUUUUAUCAUUGUAUGCCCAAACUAACCAAUGAAACAAUAAAUGUGGCAAUAACAAAGGUUAUUUUCAACCCCAACAUAAAUGCAAGUGCGGAUAGUGUGGAAAGUAUACUGGCACUAGCUAAAGAUAAUGACAUAUCUGUUAUAAAACGUCCACACAAUGGUCCCCCCUUGCUGCAGGAAAUUUUAAAACUUAUUGAAUCUCUGCCCUUUAAUAAACCCCAACCAGAGACUUUGCAACGGGCUUCAAUUAUACGCAGCUCAAAUACAUCAUUAGCAUCGUUAUUGUCACGCAAAAAAGAACCCUACGUUAAGCGUAUGAACGAGCCAGCAUUAAAUGUUCUCAAUACCUUAGCCAAUUUGAAACGUAUAAGCAAAGGCCAAUACGCAGCAGGUGGAAUUAAUGGAAGUGGUAGUAGCAGCACUCUAGCUUCAGGUUCACCUGCUAUGCUGCGCAAAGAAUUAUUCCGCAAAACACGUGGUUUCGAAGAAUGUCUGUAUUAUUUAUUAACUUAUGGAUCUCACACUGAUAUUAUACAAUUUUUGAUGAAUAACAAUGAUUUGAUGGCUACUUUGAAAUAUUAUCUUCUCCAAAAACUUGAUGCUGACAUUUUUAUUCAACACAUUUUUAUGGAUUUGCUAAGAAAGGGUAAAAUUGUCAAUCUCAUAAAAAUGCUAACAGAUUUUGAUAGUCGUUUGGUAAUAUGGCAACCGACGCUGUUGCAAACUUGUCGUUAUUUGGAAACACAAAAUCUUUUGAAUUCCCUAUAUGAACUACAAAUAUUACUCAAAGAUCCCAUUCGGGCAUCGAUGACCUGCGUGAAAUUCUAUACCAUGGAUUGUGAAAAUUUCCAACAACAACUUUUGAAUGCUCAACAUUUACACAAUGCACGAAUGCAUUUGCAAUCGGAAUUGGAUAAUGCCCAAUGGGAGAAAAUAAAUUUAUUACCAAUGGGAAAAUCGACUAGAAGUGGUAGUCGUCGAUCAAGUGUAUCAAGCACAACGGGCUCGCUGGGAGGUGGGGGAAAUUUCUUUUUGCAAAUGGAUGCCAGAUCAUUGAAUGCUCACAUAAAUACAAUACAAAAUCAAUUAGAAGUUGCCAAAUUUUUGGCCAAAUGUGAGGUGGAAAAUUGUUCAGCAGAUAUGUUGAUAACCGAGAAGUUUUUAAAACAGCUGCGUAUUGAAACAUCAAAAUCGUUACCCACCUUGUUCGAUAGAAAUCCAGAAAAAAUACAAAUUUGCAUUUUAAUUUUGUUAUGUGGUAAAAACAUAGAAGAAGGGUUUGGAUUAACAUACCGAAUUAUUCAACACUAUAAAUUACCGGCCUUAAAAGUGUAUGCGGCCAGCGCCAAAUAUUUGGCACUUAAUCAACGUCUUCCAGAAAUUGAAAAGCUCAUCAACUGUAUUACCAGCAACACGGGAACUAAUAAUCAAGAUAUUGAUGAAAUCCUAAUGGUGGCCAUUAAUUCGGCUGUUAAUAAUCAUGAAACCGAAACCAAGACCAUUUUAGAUAGUUUAACGAAGAAGAUACACAAUGUGGAAAUGCGUAUUUCGGCACACAUAUAUAUUGGUCAAUUGAAAUCGGCCUAUUUGUUGGCUAACAAAUACGAACGUAUUGGAGAUAUUCGCAAAAUACUAAGACAAGCAGAGGCCACCAAUCAAGUGCAUAUAAAAAAGUUGUGCGAAAAGAAACUGCAAAUGACUUUGUCGGGUACAAGUCAAACGAAAUAAUAUGUG
Messenger RNA from Musca vetustissima, 6711 nucleotides. It is a transcript of the gene Sptz, whose product is annotated as zinc finger FYVE domain-containing protein 26 homolog. The record is from RefSeq and is a predicted model, not a curated record. Gene Ontology annotation, biological process: double-strand break repair via homologous recombination; mitotic cytokinesis; regulation of cytokinesis. NCBI's taxonomy places the organism in Eukaryota, Metazoa, Arthropoda, Insecta, Diptera, Muscidae. Gene Ontology annotation, molecular function: phosphatidylinositol-3-phosphate binding; metal ion binding. Gene Ontology annotation, cellular component: centrosome; lysosomal membrane; midbody. The transcript has 7 exons. Bases 1 to 6705 code for a protein of 2234 amino acids.